AUGCCUGUUUUCCAAUCGAAGCCCUUCCGUGGCAGCGGCAGCACGGCAGCAAGAGACCUCCCCUCACGGAUCGCGGCAUGGUACAAUCGCAAGCAGGAACGCAAUCCCUUCCUGUACUUCGGCCUGCCGUUCAUCUCGCUCGUCGUCGCAGCCUCGUUCCUCCUCACGCCGGCCACGGCCCUGCGUUAUGAGAAGCACGACCGUAAGAACAGACGGGUCUCGGACAACGAGAGGAUGGAGCUGGGCUUAAAGGGCGGACCGGCAGGUGAGGGCGGACUUACAUACAAUCCGCGGCGACGGAAGAUUCUCAAGGGAGAACUCAAUGAGCGCGACGAAUACUACAGGCUCAUGGCCAAAGAUCUGGACAACUGGGAGCAGAAACGCGUGGAACGCUGGAAGGAUGAACCGGACGGGAGACUGCGAUAG
Fonsecaea erecta is the source of this 426-nucleotide messenger RNA. RefSeq lists its product as hypothetical. Gene Ontology annotation, biological process: mitochondrial respiratory chain complex IV assembly. The transcript has a single exon. Gene Ontology annotation, cellular component: mitochondrial inner membrane. Lineage: Eukaryota; Fungi; Ascomycota; Eurotiomycetes; Chaetothyriales; Herpotrichiellaceae. The coding region runs from base 1 to 426 and encodes 141 amino acids. The record is from RefSeq and is a predicted model, not a curated record.